AUGGAGACGAUGAGAGGAGCUGCACUACUGGAGAAGCAGGAACUGGUAAUGGGGUGUGGACAGGCCAAGAACCACAAUGUGUUUACGAUUACCAAUGGAGUCGUCAUGUACGCUCCCGACACCACACCUAACUAUGAUUUGGGCACUGUGGCUACUUAUGCCUGUGACCCUGGGUUUGUUCUGGACCUCUCCCUAGGGGGAUCUGAGAUGAGAAUGUGCGUGGAUGAUAAUGGACUAGAUCCUGUUGGAGUGUUUGAUAGACAGGCACCAAGAUGUGUCCCUAUUGAGUGUCCUCCUCUAGCGGGCAUUACCAAUGGAUUCAUCACCUACACUAUUGACAACACACCUAACUAUGAUCUGGGCACUGUGGCUACUUAUGUCUGUGACGCUGGGUUUGUUCUGGACCUCUCCCUAGGGAGAUCUGAGAUAAGAACUUGUAUUGAUGAUAAUGGACUUGAUACUAUUGGAGUGUUUGAUAGACAGGCUCCAAGAUGUGUCCGUAACAUUUGCCAACCUCUUUUCCCUUACUCCUAUGGUAUGAUAACAUAUCAUCAUGAAAUUCCACCUUACUCAUACGGAACACGAGCACAGUAUGUUGUCUCAUGCCCUCCCGAACUGGAGAGAAGAGGAGGAGAUGAUGAGAGGACCUGUACCACUAAUGGAAACAGUGCUGUGGGGGUGUGGUCUGGAGCUGCUCCCAUCUGUGCAGCUCGAGGGAUUUUCCUAUCAUUUCAAGGAACAACCUACACUACGAACAACAGUAAUAUUGUAUUCACUAGGAUUGAGGCUACAAAUGACACAUCCUUGACUUGUCAUACUGACUCAACCACCUGUUGUAGAGGUGUUGACAAUCACUCAUCUUCUAGGGGUAAUGGAGAGUGGCUGUUUCCUAAUGGAACAAGUAUUGUCCUGAGGAAGAGAGUCCUCCCUGAUGAUGGGUUCUAUUAUACAAGGUUUCAUCAAGCCAUCAGACUGUAUCGUAAUAAUAAUAUCCAGACUCCACUGGGAACCUACUGCUGUAGAAUACCUGACAGUGGUGGAGUGACAAGAACUAUUUGUGCUAACCUCAUUGACAACACCAUUCGAUGUCCCUCUGACUCGGUGAUGGUUCCCACUAAUGGGACGGUCUCAUACUCUAGUCCAGUGGAAGGUGGCAGUUACGUGUAUGGAACUGUGGCCACCUUUUCCUGUUUCACUGGUUUUGGCCUCAGUACUCUUGAGACUAUAACAUGCACAGGAACAAAUGAUGCUGAAAUGGAAACCUUCAAUGGCUCUAGUCCAACAUGUGAUGUGAUCACUUGCUCUGCUCUUCCUAAUAUUUUCAAUGGAACGAUUGACUACUCACCUCUCGAUACAACUGAUCAUGAGGUGUUCAAUUAUGGAACAGCAGCUACUUAUCAGUGUAACCCUGGAUAUAAUAUAACAAGUGGAGACAGAGUGAGGACUUGUACUGGUAAUGGCAGCACUCCCAGUGGUCAGUGGGAUGGUACUGCUCCUCAAUGUCCACCUGUGGACUGUAGCAUUCCUCCGUCUAUUACCAAUGGAUCUCCUGGGAUACCAACAACCACAACAUUCACAGGGACAGUGGCCUACAGCUGUAAUGAUGGCUAUGCACUCUUUGGGAGUGCUACAAGUACUUGUCAGGCAAAUGCAACCUGGAGCAGACCACCAGAAUCCAGAGGUAUCACUAUUGCUGGUAUCCAAUCUGGUGUGCCCAUCUUAAUUGGAGAUUCUGUUACCAUCACCUGCACCACUGACUCUUCUGCUGACUCAAUAACGUUGCUCCAAGAUGGUCAGGUUCUUCAUGGAACAGUGAUGCAGUCAACUACCACCUUGACGUAUACUAUCUCUUUUGUGUCUGACAGCAUCCAUGGAAAUACCUUCAAAUGUGAAGCCAAUUUCGUAGGAACUUCAGACACUGCUUUUGUUAAUGCCACUGCCACCAUUAAAAUUCCUGGACAAUCUAUCAACACUAGCAUCAGCCCUUCAAGUGAUUCAACUCCACAAGAUGGAGAGCCAUACAUUGUGACUUGCACUGUGUCUAAGUUGCCUGGACUAACUCGCACACCAACUGCCCAAUGGAUGAAGGUUGCCAUGGGGACUAAAAGGAUCGGCAUGCCCACUCCUAAUGAAACUGCUCUUAAUCUCUCUCCACUGAGAACCUCAGAUGCUGGCAGGUACCGUUGCCAGGGCAACCUCACUACUACCAUUCGCUCUCUACCACUUUUGAGCAGCAGUAAUUUCACUUUAAUUGCGCAAAUACCAGCACCAGCAGUGACAAUCUCAAGGUCUCCCUCUAGUUCAGCUUUGUUUGCUAAUCAAAGUGUGUUAACAUUUACAUGUCAAGUGUCUAUACAUACAAACAUUGAUACUACCGUCACUUUGAGCUUGACUUGGACUCGUGAGGUUUAUAGUGAUGAAGAUGAUACAACCACUGAAGUGAUCAUGGUGAAUAGUGCAACCAAAACAAUUGAGAGAAAUUGGACCUUGAAUGAUUUAACUUCAAAGGACCAGAGAGUGACUUGCAAUGGAACAAUAAACUCAGCUAGCAGUUUUAUUCAAGGCAAUAGCAUCACAAUUGAAGACAUGUUAUCUGUUGCUGGUGUGUUUCUAAUGUUCAACGACAGUAUAUUUAACGACAAUACGACCUCUGUACCAGCGAGGGAUGUACGUCUCAUACAGUGUCACUCCGACAAGUCAGAUACAUUCGAUGAAGACCAACAUGGAUGGAAGUUCCCUAAUAGCACCAAGAUUACUAACAUCAGCACACUGGCUAUUGCAACACGGGAGGGAGGACACCUGGCACUCACUCGAGUGGGGAACAGUUCCCUGCCAGCUGGAGAGUAUUGUUGCAAGGCUCAGGAUGCCAGGGGAACCAAUCACACCCUCUGUGUGCAUGUGGAGCAAGAACCAAGUUCCAGUGGCAGUGUCAUGGUUGGAGGGAUAGUUGCUGCGAUUUUAAUUUUGGUGGUUGCUCUACUGAUCAUUGGAGCAGUUAUUCUCAUUGUUGUCAGAUGUAACAUACCACCAGUGUCGCUAAAGGGUGGGGUCAGUACUGGUGAGAUACACACAUACGAGAUGAUGGAAAUGGGUCACGAAUAUGAGGAAGUGUCCAAGUUCCAACGAGCCGUCGGUGGAGAAUAUGAGAUCAUUGGAGCACCCUCACAGACAACUGGCUCCGAGAGCAAGGCUGUUAUAAAGACCGAGCCAUCACCACCCACUCCACAACCCUCACAAGCGACUGAAAAUGAUAUUGAGUUUACAGAGUGCGUUGCUUACAUCACGACCACCCACAGUCGCCCCCCACAGUCCACAAGCUUAUGAAAAAAUACCGCCGUUGAUGCUGACUGCUUACAUAUUAUAUGUGUACCUGCAUGUAACAUAGCUAAUUUGUGCAUAUAUUCGUGAAAACGCUGAUAAAGAGUGCAAGCGUUUGCUUUGCUCAUGUGUUAGCUAUAAC
Molecule: messenger RNA, 3460 nt
Organism: Halichondria panicea
Lineage: Eukaryota; Metazoa; Porifera; Demospongiae; Suberitida; Halichondriidae
Exons: 14
Coding region: 1-3324 (1107 amino acids)
Source: RefSeq, a predicted model, not a curated record